Ctenopharyngodon idella (grass carp) is the source of this 5657-nucleotide messenger RNA. RefSeq names its product inositol polyphosphate multikinase b (gene ipmkb). Lineage: Eukaryota; Metazoa; Chordata; Actinopteri; Cypriniformes; Xenocyprididae. The record is from RefSeq and is a predicted model, not a curated record. Gene Ontology annotation, cellular component: cytoplasm; nucleus. Gene Ontology annotation, molecular function: inositol-1,4,5-trisphosphate 3-kinase activity; inositol tetrakisphosphate kinase activity. The transcript is spliced from 6 exons. Gene Ontology annotation, biological process: inositol phosphate biosynthetic process. The coding region runs from base 583 to 1710 and encodes 375 amino acids.
GUAUUUACAAUUAAGACGAGCCAGCCAUUCAUCGUUAUUAGAAAAAUUUUCCAUGUUCGACUUCACGUUAUCCCUCUAAUAUUAUCAUAUUUUCGAAAAGGUACCCAGUGUGGACGUUUAACGAAAAAUAAGAGAAAAGAGCUCGACUUAUUAUGUGACGUUUCAGCUCGCUGUGCGUCGUGACAUCACCCGCAGCGUGUCUCUCGGGGACGCGCGUCAGCUUGUGCGGGGCGGAAACAAACAGCGAAGCUUUCGCAGAACUGUGAGUUCCCGUGCGAUAUGACUAACUCCGCCAGAAUAUCGUGUCGAUCUUUGUACCCUGCUCGUUCCGUAUCUACCAUCUCGUACCAAUUACCGCGGGAGGAGUGUAAACAUCUCUGAAGUCAGGAAGUGGGAUGUGGCCCAGGUGAAAAGCUCGUUAUAUGGUUGCGAGCGUGGGCGCCGUGACUGAUGGCACGCGAUCGCUCACACACAUCAGGAUGACGCGUCGAGGGUGUGCAACCAAUAUGUGAUUUUGUGUGUAGACAGUUGUUUAGAGAAAUAAAGAGCCAUUGCAGUGAAGUCUUCGGUCUCGGCAUCAUAAUGGACUCUUCUGUGGCGGUGGGGAGGCUGGAGCUCGCGCGUCCGUUAAUGACCCGCGGCUCGUGUUUACCGGAGGGCGCGCAGAGCGCUCACCUGAACGGCUGCGUGCCGCUCUCUCAUCAGGUGGCCGGACACAAGUAUGGCGUUGAUAAAGUGGGUAUCUUGCAACAUCCUGAUGGCACGGUCCUGAAACAGCUGCAGCCUCCUCCAAGAGGACCCAGAGAGAUGCAGUUCUACAGCAUGGUGUAUGCUGAUGACCACUGCGACCCCUGUCUUAUAGACCUCCAAGCGCACCUUCCCAAGUACUAUGGCACGUGGUCCUCGCCAGACGUUCCCAAAGACCUGUACCUCAAGUUGGAGGAUGUGACGCGCAGGUUUCAGAAGCCGUGCAUCAUGGACGUGAAGAUCGGCCAGAGGAGCUAUGAUCCCUUCGCUUCACAGGAGAAACGGGAACAGCAAAUCAGGAAAUACCCACUGAUGGAGGAGAUUGGCUUCUUGGUUCUGGGGAUGAGGGUGUAUAAAGUUGGCUCAGACAGCUUUGACACCUAUGACCAGCAUUAUGGAAGAGGUCUCGUGAAGGACACAAUCAAGGAAGGUUUAUCCAAGUUCUUCUACAACGGUGAUAUUCUCCGCAAUGACGCCAUCACUGCCAGCAUCCUCAAAGUCCAGAAGAUUCUUCAGUGGUUUGAGGGCCAGAGUCGGUUCAACUUUUAUGCAAGCUCUCUGCUCUUUGUGUAUGAGGGCGUCUGUGCGCCCAGCCUCGAUUCUCAGACCCUACGAGAGAGCCAGAUCGCACCCGAGGCCUGUGAGCAGAACAACAACAUCAAUCAGAGCCUUUCCACCAUGUACUCCCUGCACAAGAAAGGCUGUGUCCGGAGCCACUACCAAUCCAAACAGGACAACGGCGUAUGGAGCUCCUCACAGCAGCCCAACGGCAACCGCAGCCUGGCAAGACUGGAAGAGGACAGGAAAGACACGAAGAGUGAAGCGGGACAGGAAACGGUCAGUGACGUGGAAGUAAAGAUGAUCGACUUUGCACAUGUCUUCCCUAGUGACGUUCCCGACCAGGGUUACAUCUACGGACUGAAGAACUUACUGAAGGUCCUACAUCAGAUUCUGGAAGAGUAAUGGAGUGGUUGUUGUUGCUGCCUGAAGGUAUGAAUUUUGUAGCCACUUUCAUGUCUGUCUACUCGCCUCUCUCUAAUCUGCACUACCUACACCAUCAGUGGAGUAACAAGUUUGUAAUCCUUCGUCUAAUGUAUGUGCUUUAGUCUUUUAAAAGCUUUGUACAGUUUGUACAAAUGUAUCUUACUCUUACUCAGGUAAAUGAAUCUAUAAUGCUUGUAUAUUUAUCCCGGCAAAUGAAAUUCAAACACUCUCAUCAUAUUAUGUCUCAGAUAUUACAUUAGUUCCUGUUUCCAGAGCCAUUCCAGGAUUUUUUUUUUUUUAUUAUUCUUUUAUUGUUUUUUUUAAAUCAGUGUAAAUGAAAAUAAAAAUUUGACGAGUGAGGAUGUAGGGAAAUAUUUAACAUUUAUUUUGCAUAUGCUGCCAAUAUGUCCCUGCCUGUUUCAGACCUGUUGAAUUGUGAAUUUUAUCAAAUUUUUUUUUUUUUUUUUUUUUUUUUACGUGAUUUGAAAAGAAUUAAACCUUUAUAAGUGUAUGCAUGUUCUGUGAUUACUGAUGCAAUAUGACUAAAACAACAAUGACAGUAAUGAAGAUCAUUUAUUUUUUUCAUUGUAUGCCCUUGUGGUUUGUCUAUAUCGAAUGCCAAAGUUUCCAUCGAUGAAGUGAACUUGAAUUGUGAUUUUAAUAAUAGUUUUUCUCUGAUUACUAACCAAUUUACUUGAGAGGUGUCCGGUAAUUCAUUAGGGUGUUUGUACAGAUUUAUUUGGUGACUGCAUAGGACAUGAUAGGAACUUAUAUAGAAUGACUUGAAAUUGGUCAUAAAAAAGCCAUUUAAUGUGACUCAAUAUGAGAGGAGAAAGGAAAAAAAGAAUACCCUCAAAAUAAAUUUCACUUCUUUUUUUUCUUUUUUUGUUGUUGAUCUGAUUUGUAUGGAAGCUUGUUUCCGCUAAAAAAUAAAAAAGGUAAUUGUGAGACUUUUUUUCUUGCAAUUGCGGGUUUUCUCAGAUCUGUGUUAUGUAAACUUGCAAUUGCGAGUUAUAAAGUCAGAAUUGCAGGAUAUCUCGCAAUUCUAUAUUUACACUGACUUUUUUUUCCUCACAAUUGCGAGUUUAUAUCCUGCAAUUCUGGCUUUAUAACUCGCAAUUGCAAGUUUACAUCACGCAGAUCUGAGAAAACCCGCAACUCUGAGGAAAAAAAAAAAAAGAUGUAAACUCGCAAUUGUGAGAAAAAAGUCAGUGCAAUUACAGGAAAAAAGUCAGAAAUGUGAGAAGUUGCAAUUAUAUUUUCUUUUUUUUCAUGGCGAAAACAGGCUUCCAUAGAUUUGUCAGUAGCCAUUUAAAUGUUUCUUGCAUUUGCGGUUUACAUGUUUAUUAGCAAUACAGACUAACAUUGUGUUUUUUUUUUUAAUUAACCAAUGACUAUACAGGGUUCCCACAGUCAUUAAAAAAACUUGCAAAUAUCAGAGAAUUUUGAAAAUUGAUUUACGGUCCUGAAAAAAGAAGAACAUGCAGGGGGGGGGUUAAUGCAUAGAAAAUUUAAUUGGCUAGAAAUGACUUGUUUUGAGUAUUCAGCCUUGACUGAAAAGUCAUAGAAAAAUCAUGGAAAUUCAUUGGUCAGUGGUGUGGGAACCCUGUCUAUUGCAUGUUUUAAUACAAAUGGUCUUAUGCUUGCAUGUGUAACAAUCUUUAAUUUACAUCUCAAUAUGUUUAGCUCAAGACAUCUGGAAAUGGUUCUUUUUUUAAUUUAACAUGGAUCUCUUUUGUUUUUGUUAUGUGUUAUUUGUGUAAUAAGUUUUAUUAGCUUGGUUGUGAUGGAUGUCGAAAGACCACAGCUCCUAUAACGUAGCACAGCAAGUGUACGAAACAUUCUUGUUCACAUGCACCUUUAAAAUGGCACAACAUGGGAAACAUUUGCUUUCCAUGUGUACCCAUAAAGACAAAAAGUGCAUGAAUAGCAUAGCUCUGAAGUCUUUGGGCAAAGUUAAAAAUUGCCUUUUGUGCCUAUAAAAAUAGUCUUUUUGCAGCUCCUAGUGUAUUAUAAGAAAGUCUUUAAAGGUGCAGUAAGUGAUUUCUGAGAAACGCUGUUGAUAUUUGAAAUCACCAAAACAAACACGCUCCUACCCAAAACGAUCACACCCCUAACAUGAUAGCUCUGCCCCCAAAUUCACGAACACACUAUGGCUGCGUUCCACUCCACUUUUAGACACGCAUUCGCAAACUUCCCUAAGCACUUCCCCUCGGGGGAAUCCCUGCCACCAUUCUGAAGUGCGUUCCACUUCGUGAAGUGGACGAGAGAAGUUUAUAUGGACAAACCCUCGCUCCCUCAGUCAAAAUUGAGUCUACUUCAUAUGUAGACUUCAGGCAGCUCCAUAUACCACAAUGGAACAUGACUGUGACGUCACCGCAUAUCGUGUUUAAUUUACCCCACCACAAACAACUCUGAUAUAUUAAUUUUUUUUUUUAAUAUUUAAAACAACCCAAACACACCUAUAUGCAUAUAGAAUGCUGCAUUAAACAAUUUCUUAAGGGAAUAAAAUUAAAUAAAAAAUCAACUCCAUAGAAGGAUUCCUAGUGAUCAAGGGCUUAGGAUGUUCCCAUUCAGCCCUUUGCGAAGGUUCCGCCAGUAGUGGGCACUCAUGCAAGGUAAGCAAUGACGUACAUCCGAGUCAACGAGACUGAGAGAAGUUAGUGAGGGAAGGGAAUAAAAAUUAACUUGAAUGCAGCCUGUGCAGCACAGGCACCUCCCCCUCAUGAGUGUUUACGCCCCUUACUGCUGAUUGGCUACAAAUGUGUUCAGUCCGAUCCACUUUCAACAGCGUUUCUUAGAAAUCGCUUACUGCACCUUUAAAGGUUUUAAGUAGACCUCACAAAAAUUCAAGAACUGCGAGUGGUCUAAACUCUGGAGUACUAGAUUGCUCUCCAUUAUAGUAUGCUUUUGCUCACAAAUAAAUGAACUGAUGUCAUGUUUACAAUCUACCUUUAUGGUUAUCUGGACAAAGAGACAUUUGUUAUAUAGCCGUACAUGCAUAGCUCAAUAAUUAAUGUCCAUUAAUCAUUUAAUCUUAUGCACUGAAAGUGAAAAUACUAUGUGUACAUUUUAUGCUUUGGUUAAUCUGUCAUUUGAUUUUCUUUUCUGAUUGUUUUAUUAUUUUUUUUUUAUAAUAUUAUAUAGCACCUGAUUGGUAACUACUGUAUGGUGGUGCUUAAAGCACUUUAGUGAGCCUUUGGUGAGACUGGAUAUUUCCCUGUGGUAUGGAUUGAUCAAUCUUAUUUAAGGGCAUAAAACUGUUGAAUCUCAACAAACGGACAAAUGAAGUCUGAACACUCACAUAAACGUUUGUACACUGGCUAGAUCUUUUGUUCGGUGGAACAGCAGGAAUAUUUCCAUGGCAUUCAUUUUCUCAUGCAGAGUCUCUGUGGCGUCCUUAUGCUUGCUGUUCAAUAUGCUGAAAUAUACAGGCCUGGUUCAGUGAUGUCUCAAUAUACGUCCAUUUUUGAAAACCUGUCUUAAGCUUUGUAUCGAGCUAAACUUAGGGAUUAAUACAGAAAGACAGAAUUCAGCAAAUAAAAACUACCACUCAAAUGUCAUUACAUUCAGAUGGUUUCCAAAUGAAUAAUGUAUUCUAAAUGUCAGCCAUGGUUUCCUGGGUAAAAUCAUAGCUCUGUCCUGAAAUGAACUGUUUUUAUAGUGAUUUUUCAUGAAAAUUGAAUCAAGUUGUUGUAAUGGGCAAUCUUCAUGGAAAAGAGAACUAAUCAAAAUGGAUCAAUGAACAUACUGACCUGUAUAGUGUGUAGUUUUUGGAGAUAUAAUGUCUAUCCAACCCUGAUCUAAUCGUUCUCUUAACAAAUUACCACUUUUGAAUAUUGAAAUAUGAACUUAAUAUUUACUUGGAUGAUAUUGGAUGUAUAUUUGGCAAAUUUUCAUUAAUAAAAUCUGCAUUUAAUACCAGA